This is a messenger RNA of Colossoma macropomum (tambaqui), 4639 nucleotides long. Its product is annotated as titin-like. NCBI's taxonomy places the organism in Eukaryota, Metazoa, Chordata, Actinopteri, Characiformes, Serrasalmidae. The record is from RefSeq and is a predicted model, not a curated record. Bases 54 to 3947 code for a protein of 1297 amino acids. The transcript has a single exon.
CUCUUACCGAUGAAAACCAUAAAUCUUACAUUAAUCUUUGAUGUGUGGAUAUUAUGGUGAAUCUUUACCUCCGUUAUUUUCAUACAGAAUAUUCUAGCUUGACCGUGAAGACUGUGGAAGAAGAAGAAGAAGAAACCUACAGCACUUCCCUACAAUUACCAGAAAAAUCUAAAACACUUGAACUCAAGCCACAGGAAAAAAUAUAUUCUAGUUCUUUGGAAAAGAAAAAGGAAAAGCCAGUUUUUGUAACCCAACUAACACCUGCAGCAGUAACGGUUGGGAGCUCAGCUAGGUUUACUGUUACAGUAUCUGGUUUUCCGAGGCCUAAAGUUCAGUGGUUCCAUAAUGGAAAAGUCAUUACCUCUUCAUCUGUAUACAAGUUUGUAGAGGAAAGAGAUGAGUACAGUCUGAUCAUAACAGAGGUCAAAAAAGAAUAUGAGGGAGAGUACUCUUGCACUGCCAGUAACCGAUUUGGACAAACUACUUGCACAACGACUCUGAGGGUACAAGUCAGCGAUAUAUCACCAGCAGAGAAAUGGGUUGAGCAAAUGUUUAAAAUACCUGGAGAAGCACCUCGGUUCACCACACAGAUCCAGUCUGUACAGUGUGCUGAGGGCUGUGAGGCCAAAUUUCAAUACAAAGUGACAGGGACUCCCCGUCCACAGGUGCAGUGGUUUAAGGGCAGUACUGAAAUCAAACCAAGCCUGAACUGUUGUGUUGUAACAGAUCCAGAUGGUACCGGUUUUCUUAUUAUGAUUGAUGCUCAGCAGAGAGAUAGUGGCCUUUACACAUGCAGGGCAUCCAAUACCUUUGGGGAGGCAACUUGUAGUGCUGAAUUAAUUGUGUUUCGCAAAAGUUUCUCUGUAUCUCAUCAACAACAGUUGGUUCAGGAACAAAAAGCUUAUAAGAUCUCCACGACUGAAGAGGCAACUGAAUCCCGUUUGUACAGUGUGAGCCUUCCUGGGCAAGCAAGAGUCAGUCUGCAAGAAGGACACCAGAUGAUUUAUACCAUUGGCACUGAAGAUAGGCAGACUGUAGCAAGUGAACAAGUAGGUACUUUGCAUGAGUUAGAUGUUUCUUCUGCUGUUAUGCACAGAGAAAAGGUAACUCACCAAGCAGCAGUUCUGCAGACUCAUGAGACACAUGAGAGAGUAACUGUUGCUCCAACCCAGCCACAACAGGCUGUGGCAACACCUUUAAAACAGCUCCACAUAGCUGCGAUGACCUCUGCUGUUCAAGAGAGCCAAGGCUUCACAGAGCAGCACUUUGAUCGUAUUAAAAGUCCUGAGCUCACAGAGCUUGAAAUUGCAAAGGAGCAGCCUUCAAAGUUCAUGUCAGCAGUAACGGAGAGUGUCACCCCUCUAACAAUUGUGAAAGCAGAGCCACUAGCCAGUCGAGAAACAGAGCAGGUAAAACCAAGUCCUGAGCCAAAAUACCCAAUCUCAAGUCACCAGGUAGAAACAACACUCCCAAUUGUUAAAGAGCAGUCACAAAUUAUACCGCAGACAGAGGCAGAAAAGAGUUACCAAGUAAAGGAGGGUAUUAAAAUAUUAUAUACAGCAGUUUCCACAGAGAAACAACAAAUAACAGGUGGCCAUGCUACAGAUUUAUCAAUGUUAGAUUCAGCCGUUGAGCCAUCAGUUAAGAAAGAGUCCUCCAAACCUGUCAUUCUUUCAGUGAAUGAGACCAAGCAAAUGCUGUCAAAAGAGGAAAAAUUCUCUAUACAUAGACCUGAUGAAGAGACAGCAUCUUUGGCUAAGGAUAGAAUAUUAAGGUCAGCCCUUGUUGCAGAGGAAAAGAAUGAACUUCAAGCUGAUAAAACAAGUGUAAUUCCAGGUUUGGACAGUGCUGUUUCAGUUCAAUCACAGAGGGAAGAGGAACAAAUUCUUCACUUACAGAUUUUUACAGAUCAGGCCAUUCUGCCUUCUGAGGGUCGAUUCAGUAGUGAGAAGUCAAGCCCAGAGCAAGCAGAAACUAGAAAAAGUCCUACUCUAAUGCACACAGUGUCAACAGAUGAUCAGUGGGCUGUAACUUGUGAGGAGUCAAGUCAGUUCAGCACCCAAGAGACGUCAAUCUCCAUAGAGCCUCGUAAGGAGGCCCCUGCACCUCUGCAUUUGCAGGCAGUUCAGCCAGAAAGCAUGUUCUCCAAAGAGGGGAUACUGUCAGUAGAAAAGCCAGAGCAGCAGAUGGCAGUGCAGAGACAGGAGAGGUUCCGUAGACAUGCAGUUACCACAGAAGAGAAAAGGGAACUGACGGCAGAUUAUUCCAGUGCUCUUGAUGUUUCUGUGACAGGACUUCAGUCCGAAAUCAGGAAAGAACCGAAACCUCAAAACAUUUUGCAGGUCAUCACAGAACCAAUGCAGCUACCAAAAGAGACUCCAUUUUCCAGUGAUAUUAAGCAACAACGUGCACUAGUGCAAAAGGAGGAUCACUGGAAUAUUAUACAUGCCACAUCUGUGUCGGAGAGGCAAGAUCUGGAGGAAGGGCAUGUUGAGAAUUUGGGUGCAGUUGAGAAAUAUACAUGCUCGACUGAAGUCGAACCUAAAAUACCAUCAGAAUCUGUCCAUGUUGAAGACAAAGCAGUCUCCACUGAAAGUAGUAUUGCUCUUGAGGCUGCAGAGCAAGACUUUGCUGUUCAGAUUCAAGAAGGACAGUCUGUUAGACAGUCAAUAUUAAUGGAGGAGAAACAUGUUAUAAGAGGUGAACUGUCUCAGAAUGUUACACAUUUCGAAACAACCACAGCAAAGGUCACUCAGCAGGAGAUGGGUGUUCUACAAGUGUCAGAGUCCAGAGACAGCCAGACCCUUCCCAAGGAACUUACUUUUGUGAUUCCUGCAUCAAAAGCACACAGCUUGGAUAUAAAGCACCAGUUGAAAAAUACGCUUGCGUCAGCUGUUGCUCAAGAUCAACCAUUAAUCUUGGCAGAUGUGGUCAAACGUUUAGAAGUUGUUGAAGUACAGGAGGUCAAAGUGAAGAAAGAGCCAAGGUAUACUACAUUCACGUAUCUUAUCACAACGCCAGGUGCCCCCAUAGAGAUUACUAUUGCUUUCGAGGGUGAGUACCCUCAGAAUGCUGAUCUCAAGAGUGAACUUCAGGCUGCAUUCUAUUCCAUUGUCUAUCAGGAACAGCCAGUUCUUACUUCUGAACAACCUGGAACAAUGCAAAUUGACAGGCCUCAGAGAUUACAGGUUAGCAGGGCUGCUCCUAAAGAAACAUUCUCUCCAAUGGUACAGACUGUACAGUUAACAGAAAAUACAGAAGCUUUCUUGCAACCUAAAACUCAAUCAGCUGCUCUGAAGACCGAGGCCACCUCUUCUUUCUUGUCAAUGUCGGCUGAGCAACAAACCGUUGUGCAAGACUCAAAAAGUCAGGUGAUGACUAUUACCACUGAGUCAAAAAUGGAAUUAAAGCAGUCUGUUCAGGUCGAAAGACAGGAAAUGAGAUCUGUAACAGUAAAAAGCCAACAGAGAGAUGUAGGUGCAGCAGAUGUCACAACCGAUGUGUCCUUUGGACCACCUCCAGUUGAACAAUCUGCUGAUGUUCUCAUUCAGAGGGAAAGAAUACAGGAAUAUCUGACCGAAGAGACCAUGAAAUUAGAGAGUGAAGAAGUUAGGGAAUAUCAGUCAGUUUUUGAAAGCUCUUUGGAGGACAUUACUAUAGAAGAACACUCUGAAGCAACAUUUUCUGUGACUAUAAAACAUGUUUCAAAAGUGAAUUGGCUUUUCGAUGGAAAACGGAUUAUAUCUGGCAAAGAGUUCAAGUGUUUGAAAAACAGAGACACUUACACAUUAGUAAUCAACAAAGUAGUCAAGGAAAAACAUGAAGGAGAAUACACGUGUGAAGCUGUGAGUGAAGCUGGCAAGACAUCGACAUCAUCAAGGCUCACAGUGGUCAAAAGAGGUUGGAUUAUGGGGAUUAUUUUAUCAUGUCAUAUCAUCCAUGACUAACUUACUGUUCAUUUCUUUUUUUUUUUUCAAGCACCCUUAGUUAGUAUUCCUCCAACUAAUAUAUUAGGUCACCAUAAUUAGGGGGAAUAUACAGUCUUAAACUUCACUCUUUUAAUCCACUCUUCACAACCCUUUGGUUUAGUCAUGUCAUUCACUUCACCAAAGUGCAAGCAUGAUUUCACUUUGUCGUCUUCAUCAACUCUUAACAGUUGGAUUUCUUUCAGUAUCAUUCCUUUGUUCUUCACAUUCUCACUCCAAAGUGUUUCCACGCUUGUGUCUGUUCGCUUCUUGGAACUGAACCUGCGUCACCCAAGAAAUAUGAAUAGCAUCUCAUCCAUGGUCCAUCCUUCACUGAGCACCUCUUUUUGCAUGCUUUCCAGGACUUUAGGUUCUGGUUUGUUGUUCAUUGAUCUGUCUUUUUUCCAUAUGCAUAAAUGUUCCAUAAUUUUCCCUCCACAGUCACUCCCGGUCUACUGUUUGCAUCCCAUCAUUAAUGUCAUGUUGUUUGUUUUUGAAGUGAAUGAAGUUCUGUGGCCAAACUUAUUUAAAUUAAUCUCAAAGUUAUGGGUUAAAUAUUUGAUCUGCAGAACUAUUCAUUUCAAACAUGCCAUGAGCUGUUCUCAAUUUUUAAUAUCAUUAGUUUCACAAUUUACCAUGUAAGCACUCAAAUUCAUUGAUGUGAUUGACCUUAU